AUGGAAGAUUCCUUCGAAGAGCAAGUCCUCAAGAUCCAAGAUCGUAAGAAGCUGCUCGCCUCCACUCUAUUAUCAAACAGCUCUUCCCUGGAGAACCUGCGCCAUCUGCUCAGCGAGAAAAAAGAUCUCGAAAUUUAG
Messenger RNA from Alternaria arborescens, 138 nucleotides. RefSeq lists its product as hypothetical. The record is from RefSeq and is a predicted model, not a curated record. NCBI's taxonomy places the organism in Eukaryota, Fungi, Ascomycota, Dothideomycetes, Pleosporales, Pleosporaceae. The coding region runs from base 1 to 138 and encodes 45 amino acids. The transcript is spliced from 3 exons.